AGUGUUCUGCUGAAGUCGUCCCGCUCGAGGACUGCCUCCCUCGCGGAGGCGGCAGAGAAGAAAGGUCAAAGGUCACGACGAGUCAUGGCUCGCGCGUAUCAGAUGGCAAUGUUGGAAAGUUGGCCAGGCGGUGCAUGCCACUUCAAAAACAUUUGCCAUGACAAGCGAAGGAGUUUCGAACUGUUGCGGGGAAGCGGAGGAGAAGGAGGACGACAACGAGGACAUGGCCAUGGGAUGCUACGACGAUGACGAUGACGACGACUUCAGCGCGUUGACGGAGGGAAACCCCGAGUGGGGCUCGGAGGACGGAGUGCUGGGCUUCAACGAGGGGCUGAGCGGGGAGGUGAAGCCCCGUGUGCUGCUGAUGGGGCUGCGGCGGAGUGGCAAGUCGUCCAUCCAGAAGGUGGUGUUCCAUAAGAUGUCCCCCAACGAGACGCUGUUCCUGGAGAGCACCAACAAGAUCUGCCGCGAGGACGUCUCCAGCAGCUCCUUCGUCAGCUUCCAGAUCUGGGACUUCCCCGGGCAGAUUGACUUCUUCGACCCCACCUUCGACUACGAGAUGAUCUUCAGGGGCACCGGCGCGCUCAUCUUCGUCAUCGACUCGCAGGACGACUAUGUGGAGGCGCUGAGCAGACUGCACCUGACUGUGACCCGGGCAUACAAGGUCAACCCGGACAUCCACUUCGAGGUGUUCAUACACAAGGUGGACGGCCUGUCCGACGACCACAAGAUCGAGAAGCAGGGGGACAUCCGCAAGCGGGCCGGCGAUGACCUGGCCGACGCACGGCUUGAGAGGAUUCAUCUAAGCUUUUAUCUGACCAGCAUCUAUGACCACUCCAUAUUUGAAGCUUUCAGCAAAGUGGUGCAGAAGCUUAUCCCACAGCUGCCCACACUGGAGAACCUACUCAACAUCUUCAUAUCUAAUUCUGGCAUCGAGAAGGCCUUCCUGUUCGACGUUGUCAGCAAGAUCUACAUCGCCACAGACAGCUCCCCCGUAGACAUGCAGACCUACGAGCUGUGCUGCGACAUGAUCGACGUGGUCAUCGACAUCUCCUGCAUCUACGGCCUGGCCGAGGAGGAUCCAGCUGUCGGCUCGCCUUACGACAAAGACUCCAUGGCCAUCAUCCGUCUGAAUAACACCACUGUGGUGUACCUGAAGGAGGUCACCAAGUUCCUCGCCAUGGUCUGCUUCCUGCGAGAGGAGAGCUUUGAGAGGAAAGGACUCAUCGACUACAACUUCCAUUGUUUUAGAAAAGCCAUUCAAGAGGUGUUUGAUGUCCGUGUGGAGGUUCAGAAGAAUCGCAAGCUCUUAAGUCAGAGGAGGAGGAGCAAGCAAGCAACAGCCAAUGGUGUCGCCGGAAACCCUCAUUGAGACCCGCAAAUGACAACAACAACAACGACAACAAUAACACGUAUCUGUAUUUUAACUCUGAUUGGACAAUUCAAGACCAUGGAGUCUUCAGUGUGUUCCAAUUGGCUGUUGAUUUAGACAUGGUUUGGUCAAUGGAGAGAGGUAAGGCCAGAACUAGAUGUCCAAUACUCACAAGGGACCCCCCACUCCCCUCAGAGGUAUUGCUAGAUUUUUAAUACGGUUCUGCAGAACUGUAAAUAGAACCGCUGUAGUAAAACGUUUUUCACAUUGCUCAUGGGUAACACCAUCAACGUUUAUCCCGAAAAAAAAAUGUAAUGCCUCUAUUAUAAUACAAACAAAUCUACUCUUUCAUACCAGGAAAGGACGGUUUACUCUUAUUGUUGUGUUUGUAUUUAUUUAUUUAUUUUUCAUAAAAACGUCUUUUCAGUCAAGGCUUCCAUUCAAAACACAGUGGCCAAUGGCAUCGUUUCAUGUUUGUCCUUGUGCACCAUACAAUACAUGAAUGGUGAUUACUGUUUUGGCAGACGACUAGCUAUGCAUCAGGCUUAUACACAUCAUGUAGAUGUGGUGGCAGAGAAUCUGUGUUAAUGUAACUGAAGGAGAAAGGGAAGGGAUGGUCGGGCUGUGCUGUCGUCGAUCGGGUACAUCACAACGUGGUCGUGCAUACACAACUACGGGAAAGACGAGAACACUUGAAUCACAACAAUCCCGAGUUUACCAAAGAAAGGAAGUAGGUGCUUACAAAAGAUUUUUUAUUUUACUUUACUCUCCCCUAUUUGGGUCCCAUGCACAUUUUGUGUGCCUUUGUCAAGUGAUAUUGAGCAAAGAAUUGAAUUACUUUGGAUUGUUAUAACACAAACUUUCAUCUUGUUUCAUUAAUUUAAAGCUUUUGUUGUCACAUUGGCAUCCCUAUCGACCUUGGGCUAAUGUAUUUUCUGCUAGGGCAACUCAUUGCUUCUGAAACCUUUUGCUUUCUUUCCAAUCAGUCCUGUGCGAUUUAACAAUAUUCGGGAAGUGAGGAAUCGCUACGUUAACAACGAUUAUAAACAGAUCCUGUCCAAAUCAA
This is a messenger RNA of Gadus macrocephalus (Pacific cod), 2438 nucleotides long. RefSeq names its product ras-related GTP binding D (gene rragd). Gene Ontology annotation, cellular component: Gtr1-Gtr2 GTPase complex; nucleus; lysosome. Gene Ontology annotation, molecular function: GTP binding; GTPase activity. Lineage: Eukaryota; Metazoa; Chordata; Actinopteri; Gadiformes; Gadidae. Gene Ontology annotation, biological process: cellular response to starvation; positive regulation of TOR signaling; cellular response to amino acid stimulus. Bases 158 to 1372 code for a protein of 404 amino acids. The transcript is spliced from 7 exons. The record is from RefSeq and is a predicted model, not a curated record.